AUGGAUUAUGACCGCAAGUCGACAGUAUCCUCAUUCUAUGGAGGGAGGAAGUCUUCUAUCGAUGCCCUGAAUCAAGACUCGGCUCAACCUGGAGCUGCUCACAGAGGACGAGACGAUGGCUCCUCGUUCUUCUCACCAGAAAGGCCUUCUAUGGAUCCCCUCAAUAGCCAACGCGGAGCAUCUGCCGGAUAUAAUAGAGGGUCUUUCUUUCAUCCAGGGAGGGAAGAACCCUUAAAGGGUGGCCGAGACGAAGAAAAGGAUGUAGGUGGUGAAACAGAAGCUUGGGACGUUUACGCGGACUUCAACAAUGCCGGUCCACGGUAUAGUUCUGCUUAUGGACUUGGACAGACUCAGUCUGGCUACACUCAGCUUCCUCCCACUCCCAGUCUGCCGAAGGAUGAAUCACUGGACCAAGAAGGGAAGGUCGAAAUGAUCACAGUGCCCGCUAUGGGACCGGAAUGGGCAAAGGAUGAAAUGCGCCAGAUGACCAAGGCCGGAAAGCGUGAGCGGAAGCAGGAAUCAAGGAAAGAGUUUUGGAAGUCAUGGUCUCGAGGAGAGCGUGGCUUGUGUGGACGAUACUUCACCCGCAAAGUCCUUGUUUUCUUCCUCUUCGGUCUAUGCGCUGUGAUCGGUAUCAUCCUGGCGUUCACGAUUCCACGUGUCCCUGCUUUCGCCUUCAACGCCGGCACACCACUUGUCGCGGCUACUGGCGAUUGGUCCACAGCAGUUCCUACUAUCUUUUCCCGUGCCCCCGCGAAUUUCUCCUUCCCCGCAUUCGCUUCUCUUCAAGCUGACACCAACGCCAAUUACAUUCCUGUCAGAUUCAAGCACAUGAAGGCAAGCGUCUACGACCUGGAUACAAAUCGAUUGGUCGGGAUCGGUGACAUUGGUGCCUUCACUCUACCUGCGAAAGAAUUCCCAAAACUCCAGCUUCCUCUGAAUUUCACCUACAUCAUCUCGAAUGAUAGCGACACAACCUGGAACAAUUGGUACAACGCCUGCAAGAACAAGGGGUUAUAUGCAGACGGCAAACGAACUCCCGUGAAGUUCCGACUUGUUCUCGACAUGAGUAUCCUGGGACUUCCUUCGAGCCAUUCAACAUCUGCCCAAAUCUCCGACGCCGAUUGCCCAAUCGAACUCCCCAUGAACUCCGUUUGA
This is a messenger RNA of Cyclocybe aegerita, 1158 nucleotides long. Lineage: Eukaryota; Fungi; Basidiomycota; Agaricomycetes; Agaricales; Hemipholiotaceae. The record is from the annotation of a GenBank genome assembly.